Molecule: messenger RNA, 1692 nt
Organism: Penicillium malachiteum
Lineage: Eukaryota; Fungi; Ascomycota; Eurotiomycetes; Eurotiales; Aspergillaceae
Product: FAD-binding oxidoreductase
Exons: 3
Coding region: 1-1692 (563 amino acids)
Molecular function (GO): oxidoreductase activity; FAD binding
Source: RefSeq, a predicted model, not a curated record
AUGCUACUGGGUCGUCUGAUUUCCCUUGGCCCCCUCGCAACCAUUGCCCAUGCGGUAACAGCGGAUUCUUCAUGCCGCUGCUACCCUGGCGAGUCUUGUUGGCCCUCGGCUCAACAAUGGAAUGCCUUCAAUGAGACAAUAGGCGGUAAAUUGAUCCCUACUGUGCCUCUGGGCAGUGUUUGUCACUAUGACUCUUUCACACCCUACAACGCACAGGAGUGUGCUCAAUUGACAUCCGUGUGGGACUAUCCUAUCACCCACUACACAACUACCUCAUCUCCAAUGGCGGCAUGGUUUCAGAAUUUUACCUGUGAUCCGUAUUUGGCCCCCAGUGAUUCAUGCACCUUAGGGCCCUUUCAGCCGUAUGCAGUCAAUGUCACCAAUGCCCAGGAUGUACAAGAAACCCUGCAUUUCACGCAGAAGCACAAUAUUCGAUUGGUUAUCCGCAACACAGGGCAUGACUACUAUGGAAAAUCGACUGCGCCAGGUGCUGUAGCAUUGUGGACCCACAAUAUGAAGCAAACAGAGUACUUGGAUUACAACUCUUCGGCAUAUGCAGGACCUGCAUUGCGUAUUGGUGCCGGAAUCCAAGGAUUUGAGGCAAUGGAGGCAGCCAAUAGUUAUGGAAAAGCAAUUGUGACUGGCAACUGCGCUUCUGUUGGUAUAGCUGGGGGCUAUUCUCAAGGCGGGGGCCAUGGUCCACUCGCUUCAUGGUAUGGUCUCGGUGUUGAUCAGGUGCUGGAAUGGGAGGUGGUGACUGUAUCAGGCGAUGUUCUUACAGUAUCUCCGACACAAACCCCUGAUCUUUUCUGGGCAUUGACUGGCGGAGGUGGUGGCACGUAUGCUAUCGUUUUGAGCCUUACAGUGAAGCUCCACCCCGAGGUGAGCACAGCUGCUGCAUCUCUGACAUUUGAAGCUCCGGACAAGAAAGAGAUAUUCUGGGAGGCAGUCAAGACUUUCGUUACCGACAUAAUGCCCUUGACAGAUGUGGGGGCUGUAGCAAUUUGGGAAGUUGCAGAGUAUCUUUUCGAACUUUCACCUAUCACCCUGCCGGGAGGAACAAGGCAGAAAUUGCAGAAACAGUUGGAACCCACCUUGUCCCUUCUGAAGAAAAAUAACAUCAGUUACAGCUACACAAUCAAACAGUUCUCCACUUACUAUGCUAGCUACGAGGAAAUGAACCCUGGAGUCAACAUAACCGAGUACCAGAUUGGAGGGCGGUUGAUUCCGCGAUCGGUGUUGGAGUCAAACCCAGCUUCCUUCAUUUCCACCCUACAGUCUAUUAGCCAAGAAGGCGGUGUGAUCUCCGGAGUCUCACUCAACGUUUCGCAAAAUCAAGCCGCCGUGACCUCAGUCAAUCCAGCUUGGCGUAAUGCGGCCAUUUCUGUUGUAUUAGGAACUGCAUUCAACUAUACUAGCCGUACGGCAGACCUGAACAAUCAGAAACUUAUAACCGACAAGCUCGUGCCACAACUAGAGGCUCUUAGCCCCGGAGGCGGUGCGUAUCUUAAUGAAGCAGACUUCAAUCAACCCGAUUGGCAAUAUGUAUUUUAUGGAAAGAAUUAUGCCAGGCUUGAAACAAUCAAGUCCAAGUAUGAUCCCGACGGGGUUCUCUAUGGGCUUACCAGCGUGGGAAGUGACAAAUGGGUCGAGAACAAUGACGGUCAGCUGUGCAGGAAAUUACAAAAUUGA